UACAAAUUGUUUUCAACGCUAGUUAAUUUAUACAUGUACCAGUAAAUUACAAAGAUCGGGCCCUGUAUCGAUCAUCUCAAGUAUUUUGUUUUAAAUCUCGACGGGGACAUGGCUGGCAGUACAGGCAUAAGCAACAAUUAUGAGGUACUUGGGAACUUCUCGAUUGGGGAAGACGAGAGAUAUCGAAACGAUUUGAGUCAACGUCGCUUCUUCGUCAAACCUGACGAUGACAAGCCUAAUUUCGACCUCGUUCAUGGGCUUAGAGAAUACACUGAUAGAAAGCCAUCUGGUGUUGUACCGAUGUCGUUGAGCCCAGUUCUUGACUGGCUUUGUGAUCAUCGAGAUGAGCUCAUCGAAAAGAAGAUUUUGGAAUCAGAAGGAUCAUCUAGAAAGCUCGACAUUGAUUUUGUAGGUCGUAGAGGAUCUUUCUGUCGUCUUCUUCGUGCGGCGGAGAGCCUUGAAAAGGUUGAAAUCCUUGUAACACUCUGUAAGGGAACCUACUAUAUUGAGAACGUCAAGGAGAUGUUUACGGAAUCUGCGCAGCGAAUGGAGAUUGGAUUUGGCGGCAAGAAGUUUGCUCAGUGCAUCACAAGUCCUGAUGGGAGCAAGCCAGACCUCGACGAACCAGUGAGUGCAUACGCCGAGUAUGUAGCGGUGAUGAAGAAACAGUAUGGCAAUCACCGUAUCAUUCUCAGCACCGAAGUCCAGGCAGAACGAAAGGACUCGACUAAGGCACCUCCAGAAAACUAUGUCUGCAUCAAAACCAGAAAGCAUGAUCUCGAAGGGAAACCCCUGGCAAAUUUCAACAGGUACAAGACGUUACAAUGGUGGUCGCAGGCCUACAUGACUGGCGUCCCUGAAGUGAUAUGUGGUAGGAGAGAUGAUAGAAGGCAUAUCAUAACAUCAGUCGAGACCAUGAAGACCAAUGAGCUGUCUUUGAAAUCAAUGGGGUUUUGGGACCCCAUGCUGUGUCAGAAGAAGUUUGAGUCUUAUCUCUCAGAAAUCAAGCAACUGGUUAAAAAAGAUGAUCCACGUGCCGUGUAUCGUCUUCAGUUGCCUGAGAUCGAGGGGGGACGAGGUUUGAAGGACAAACUACGAUCCAGAAGAUUCCUUCUUCUUGGACGAAAAGAAGAUGAUUACGUCAUCCUUCCAGAUCGAUAUCUUAAAGAUGUCUUGGACCUGAAGGAGUACUAGUAGACAAAACAAAAUGGCCGCCGUCAUGUCUAUAGCCAUGGUCAGUGUUACAAACGACUGACCAAUGCUCGACAUAUAUAUUUCAUGUGCCAUUAUUAUGUGCGACAUCAGAAAAAACUAGAGUAAAUAGUGUUAAUGAUAAUUAUAAGAAUGGUAAUAAUAUUGACUUGUAUUUCCUGAUGCACAGACAAAAUCAAUUAGAAAUAGAGGGUUAGUUGUUAGGUCUUAUACAAUAAUUGUAUAUGUUUUAGGAAGGUAUAUGUGCUGAAUAAUUUUAAUAUCAAUAUAGAGGAAUAAAGCCGCAGAAUCUCUUUUUUUGAGCAACUUUAUAUGCUUGGUUUUAUGGGGAUAUCAAUAAUCUACUUUACUUAUAUUUUUAUAUAAACUAUUGACUUUAUGAAAUGUUAGGAAAACUAUGCUCUUCGCUUCAUUUGUUUUUAUAGUAAUGAUUUUAUCGCUCUUAGAGGGUGUGAAUAUUCCUUUUGUAUAAUAUAUGCAUAGAUCGGUGUAAAUUCACAAGAUAAAGUACAAGUCAUUUGCAUUCUAACAAAAAAUAUAUUUCAUUACUUAUUUCUAUCAGAAAUGGGAGAACAUAAUCUUAACGAAAUGCCUUUUUGUUUUUAAAGCCAAUGCAAAUGCUGAAGUCAAAAUAACCUUUGCGAUUAUUGGAAUAAAUUAUAUUAUUGCGAAGGUUUAUCUAUUACUCGGUCAGUAGCAUGACAAACGACUUAACACAGUGCCAUUAAUACAUUUUAUAAAAUUCAUUGCACAAUUAAUGAAAACAUUUUAUCUUGGACUUGUAUUUAAACCAGAAGAUUUUGUAAAGUAUUGUCUUAAAAGUAAGAAAAAAAAUUUGUUUAAAAAAGGGGGGGGGGGGGAGAAAUGCUAUUGACCAAAAAGGGGGGAAAUCUCAAAAAAAAAUUCUAAAAAAUCAUGGGUCAAAGUGAUUCGAUUGAAUGGACUAUUUGAUCAUAUACAUAAGCGACUGUCAUUGGUAUUUCAAGAAAAAUCGCAAUUUUGUUUUGAAAACCGAACACGUGCGCAAGUCAAUGGGGCUCCGUAACGUAAACAAGUUACGGUCAAAGGCAAUUGUAUUAUUAUAUCUCCAAAACUAAACGUAAAUCCUCCAUAAAGUUUUCAUAUCUCCUUCUAUCAAUCGUAACUUUACAAUUAUUAGUAACGUACGAUCGUUAUUAUGUUACAGAAAGAUACAAUGCCUUUCAAGAAUCAAUUGAUUAAUUGCAAUAAGAUUGGAGAUAAUAGAAUUGUAUGAUUGCCAUUUUAAGUCGCCAAUAAUAUUUAUGUCACAUAUAGCCAUGAUUGCAUAAAGUCCUACAGUGGGUCAUUGGGUCAUCAAAUCAAUGAUAAUACUAUAAAUAUUGUCAUCUUUCGACCGAUUGUCUUGUCACAUAAUUGUUUAGUCCCGUUUACCAAUACCCCCAGUCUUUAUUUGUUUGACUAGUUAUAUCGCGACCUUUUUUUUAUAGCCAAUAUAAUCUCUUUCAUCGUAAUGUUUCUUGUUGCUGUUGUUGUUAAAUUGUGUCUAGACACAGGGUGAAUGUGUUUAUAGCACGUAGAGUAAGGCAAACUAAAAGUCUUAAAUCAUUGUUCAAUACACUAUAAAUGUUUAACGGUUUCAUUUCCAUUUCAGAAAUAGAGCCAUGCUAGCUAAAUGGUA
Molecule: messenger RNA, 2872 nt
Organism: Strongylocentrotus purpuratus (purple sea urchin)
Lineage: Eukaryota; Metazoa; Echinodermata; Echinoidea; Camarodonta; Strongylocentrotidae
Product: decapping and exoribonuclease protein-like
Exons: 6
Coding region: 109-1194 (361 amino acids)
Biological process (GO): nuclear-transcribed mRNA catabolic process; NAD-cap decapping
Cellular component (GO): nucleus; cytosol
Molecular function (GO): mRNA 5'-diphosphatase activity
Source: RefSeq, a predicted model, not a curated record